UUCGGAUCNCUUUUACCUACGUUAAGUUUGCCACAGCUGCUCUUCUAUCUAUGCUAGCAGGUUCCCAAACAGUUCAUCUAUACUACCGACCCCUGGAGGACCUGGAACAGCUGGUUAAAACAUUUGAAGAAAACAAUAAGAAGCUACAGCUGACUAAACAAGUUUUGCAACAAUCAACACAAUCAGAUUCUGAAACAAAAUAAACCUACGUCUUCCAAUCUGGUGGAAAAUAUUGAAACUCUAGAAUAGAAAGAACCCAGGAUCCAGAGGAUGCCGAUCUAUAAAUAUUUUGGCGCUGCUGCCAAGUAUCAUGGGAAACCAUUGUUCCAUAUCCUUUCAAACCUCAAGGAGUUUGGAAAAGGACGAAUAAUUAGCCGUGCAGGGUUCAAGGAUGAGAAACCAUCCUUCUACAGAGUAUUAUUUGCUCAGCCCUUAAUGGAUUCUAAGAGUGAAGAAGGUCGGGUAAUUGUAGAAAAGGUUAGAAAUGGAGUGAAGUACACUAAACCUGUGGAUCUGUCAAACAUUGCCCCACUUCCAGAUUUUAUUCUCAUCCCUAGAACUCAGGAAGAAGAAUUUUGCAAGUGGUCUGAGUUACGUGAAUACAGUCCAGAGAAGGAUAUUGUGGUUGAACCUAAAUAUUACACAAUGCCUCCUCUUCUCAGAUUAUUGAUGGAGAGAGAAAUGUCAAAGCGCGGAGAAGACUUGUCUGAGGAUAAAUUCCUUCUUCCUCAUUUUAAAACCUUCCAGAGAAAGGAUUGUGAUGUUCUGGAGGAUGGUCGGGUAGAGAAAUAUCAGGAAACUGUUACAAGGUGUGAGGGAACUGCUAGCUAUAGUUAUGCGGAUCAAGUCAGCAAAGAGUAUAGUUACGGAGUACUUACUCCAGAGGGGGCAGACACAGUCCUAAAACGAUUACCGGAAGAAGAACCUUUCCCGAAACCGGAAGUUGGUAUGCGACUGACAAAGAUACCCUGGAGUGAUAUGGAGAAAAGAAAUCGAGAAGAAGCCAGAACUAGCUAGUCCCUCUCCGUGUCAACUCGUGUUUUCGUAGAUUUUCCAGUUAUUUUGCGGAUUUUAUUGCCAGCAAACCUAGCCUGUUAUACAAGCAUUGUACUUUGAGCAUAAAUAUUUUCAGA
Messenger RNA from Eurytemora carolleeae, 1133 nucleotides. RefSeq lists its product as uncharacterized. The coding region runs from base 271 to 1017 and encodes 248 amino acids. Gene Ontology annotation, molecular function: structural constituent of ribosome. The record is from RefSeq and is a predicted model, not a curated record. The transcript is spliced from 11 exons. Gene Ontology annotation, cellular component: mitochondrion; mitochondrial small ribosomal subunit. Gene Ontology annotation, biological process: mitochondrial translation. NCBI's taxonomy places the organism in Eukaryota, Metazoa, Arthropoda, Copepoda, Calanoida, Temoridae.